AUGCUCAUAUCAUUGUUGAAAAAGGAAAAAGAAUUGUGCAAGUCAUAAAAUAUAGUAAACCCAAGUUUGGAUCACUAAAUAAUAAAGAGAAGCAAAUCUUAACUAUAUGAUUAAAAUAAAUCAUAAUUUAUGGGGCAACUUAGAAAUAUUUGGGACUACUCAUAAAUAUUAUCGAAAACUCAUAAUUAUUAAAGUAAUAAUCUUUAUUUUUAGUUUAAUAGUAGCAUCAAUUCUUUUAAGCUAGAUUCAAAAGUAAUAUUAACAAUAUUUAUAUUUUUAGCCUCCAAUUACAUUACAACACUCCUCAUUUCCAAAAAAGCAAUAUUUCAAGCUAAAGGAGCUUUAAUUCUGAAAGGAGAUUUUAUAAAUCAAUUCGGUAUAGAUUUAAAGACAUUGUUUAAAUAAAAAGGAAGUUGCUUUUUAGAAGACUUAUAGAAAAAGUGA
Messenger RNA from Paramecium pentaurelia, 444 nucleotides. Lineage: Eukaryota; Ciliophora; Oligohymenophorea; Peniculida; Parameciidae. The record is from the annotation of a GenBank genome assembly.